Bipolaris zeicola 26-R-13 is the source of this 375-nucleotide messenger RNA. RefSeq lists its product as uncharacterized. The transcript has 2 exons. The record is from RefSeq and is a predicted model, not a curated record. Lineage: Eukaryota; Fungi; Ascomycota; Dothideomycetes; Pleosporales; Pleosporaceae. Bases 1 to 375 code for a protein of 124 amino acids.
AUGAAGCCCAGCAACGCAAUCCUCUUUCUGCUUCCCCUCGUGGCAACCGCAGUACCACUGAGCAGCCCAAACCCGGGCGCAGAAGCUGUUGCUGAACUUCUUCCUAGAGCCGACGCCACGUGCUAUCUCCACUCGGAGGCACUCCCUUCUCAGGGCUGUGACACGACGCCCUUCAGUGGCUCACGGAAGAGGACGGUCACGGGUGGCGAUCGCUUUGGCGUACGCUGCACUGCUCGUGGAAAGCCUUUUGGAUCUCAAGGGUACACCAAGUGGGAUUGGGUUCCUGGGUGGGGAUGCUGGAUUUGGGCUGGAUGGACGCAGAUUGGAUGUGAGAACGGCCUUCCUUACUAUGAUGAUUACAGGAGGUGUUUGUAG